Messenger RNA from Vidua chalybeata, 2595 nucleotides. RefSeq names its product POC1 centriolar protein A (gene POC1A). The transcript has 11 exons. The coding region runs from base 787 to 2409 and encodes 540 amino acids. The record is from RefSeq and is a predicted model, not a curated record. Gene Ontology annotation, biological process: regulation of DNA-templated transcription; cilium assembly. Gene Ontology annotation, molecular function: protein binding; DNA-binding transcription factor activity; sequence-specific DNA binding. Lineage: Eukaryota; Metazoa; Chordata; Aves; Passeriformes; Viduidae. Gene Ontology annotation, cellular component: ciliary basal body; centriole.
CAGCUAAUCCCUAACAUGUGUCCCUGCAUAUGCAGAUGUUGUACACCUUGACAAGCAGCUGCUCCCCCACUUCCCAGCUGUGCUGGACAAUGUCUGGAACGCCUCAUCGCUGUCACCACCACCCAGCAGCCAGGCCCUGGCUGGCCUCCACCUUUGGCAUCAGGGCUGGGCUUUCCCACAUUCCCCCUGUGCAGUCUAGUGCUGUCCCUUGGGCUGGUCCCCUGGGCUGGCCUCUCUCCCUGAUAUCCACAAGGCCAUUUCUGCAGGUGUCAGAGGGGCCCAGCCAGAAGCUCCCCAAACAGGGCCCUGGGAUGCCCAAGGCUGCAGCCAUCCCAGCUCCUCCCUGGGGACCCACUGCUGGUGCAGCCAGACACGGCCCAGGCCUCUCCCUGCCCACAGCCCCUCAGGACAGCUCUGUGCACCCUGCUGGGCUCUGGACUCCCACCACUGGUGGCUCUGGGGCAGAGAAGCAACAAGUUCCCUUCCGCAGUUUCUGCUGGGGCUGCUCCCCCUGCCAGGGCACCGCUGCCAGCCAUCACUGAGAUGUCACCUGCAACGUCCCCACAGCACAGGCACCACAGUGACAUGCCAGAACAUUCCAUUGGAGCCCACAGUUAGCCAUAGCCAGUUGGCUUUUGCCCACUGACUGGGAGAACGAGGUAUAGCUGUGCAGGGCGAUGGCCAAUGAGGGAAGCUUCAGUCCACCUGUGAGAAUAGAAAAGCGAGCUGAUUCCCACAGAAACACCACCCCUUUCUGCUCCAGAUGCACUGGGGCACUGGGCUGACAUGGCUGCUCCUGGCCUUCCAGCACAGGGGGAAAUUGUGCCCUGUGACACUGCCAUACAAGCGAUGGAGGAUGAGUGGGACGUGCAGAAUGGCAGUGACAGACACAAGACCAAAGGAGCAGGCAAAGACAAUCGAUUCUUGCCCCUCUGCUUUCCAGAGAAGCUUUGGAAAAUACUGGAAAGUGACCAAUUUCAGUCCAUUUGGUGGAGCGAGGGUGGAAAAUGUGUGGCCAUCAACAAAGAUCUCUUUGAAGUGGAGGUGCUGGGCAGGGGAGUUUGUCAGCGGGUUUUUAACACACAGCACAUCAGGAGUGUUAUUCGCCAGCUGAACCUCUAUGGAUUCACGAAAGUGCAGCGGGAUUUCCAAAGAUCUGCUUCUCUGCCUGAAUUCCUAUCAGAGGAAACAGCAGCUUCUGCUCACAGUCAGGAAGAUCCAUCCCUGGAGAGGCACUUCAAAGGCCACAGAGAUGCUGUCACUAGCGUGGACUUCAGUCGUGCUAAGAAACAAUUGGUAAGUGGCUCAAUGGAUUCGUGCCUGAUGAUCUGGAAUAUGAAGCCUCAGAUGAGAGCCUAUCGCUUCUUGGGCCACAAAGAUGCAGUUUUGUGUGUCCAGUUCUCACCUUCUGGUCACCUUGUGGCUUCAGGCUCUAGAGACAAAACAGUCCGUUUGUGGAUCCCUAGUGUCAAAGGAGAAUCGACUGUGUUCAAGGCUCAUACAGCAACUGUGAGAAGCGUUCAUUUCUCCAGCGAUGGCCAGUCCUUAGUUACAGCUUCUGAUGACAAAACAAUCAAAGUGUGGACGGUUCACAGGCAGAAGUUUCUGUUCUCACUGAGUCAGCACAUCAACUGGGUUCGCUGUGCCAGAUUCUCUCCUGAUGGACGAUUGAUAGUGUCAUCCAGUGAUGAUAAAACUGUCAAGCUGUGGGACAAAACCAGCAGAGAAUGCAUCCACUCCUUCUGUGAGCAUGGAGGGUUUGUGAACCACGUGGAUUUCCAUCCCAGCGGUAACUGCAUUGCCGCGGGCGGUACGGACAACACGGUGAAGCUGUGGGAUGUCAGGAUGAACAGACUGCUUCAACAUUACCAAGUGCACAACUCUGUGGUCAACAGUCUUUCCUUUCAUCCCUCUGGAAACUAUCUGGUUACUGCUUCCAGUGAUUCAACUCUUAAGAUUCUGGACUUGUUAGAAGGAAGACUUCUCUAUACUCUACAUGGUCACCAGGGUCCAGCUACCUGUGUAGCAUUUUCAAGAGAUGGAGAAUUAUUUGCUUCUGGAGGUUCUGAUGAACAGGUGAUGGUGUGGAAGACUAACUUUGAUGCUGAUUAUGGUGAUGUAGUGAAACCCCAGAAGUAUAGCAGCAGUGUGGAUGGGACCCAUGGCACUGGGUCAGAAAUGGAUUGUGGCAUUCAUAAUAAGAAAACAAAAACUCAGGAUUCUGUUAGGACCCAUGAGCAGCAAGAGGAGGAGACCAGUCUUGCAAAUACCCUGGAGCAUAUUGUGGGACAGCUGGAUGUUCUGACUCAGACAGUUUCCAUCCUGGAGCAGAGGCUGACACUCACUGAGGACAAGCUGAAGGAAUGUCUUGAGACUCAGCAGAAAAUCAUUCAGAACAAAACGAACUGAUUUCCUGAGAUCAGACAGGAGCUGAAGGAAUUGGGAGGUUUGAGGUUGUUUGUGUUCCUAACAGACCGUGUGUGACUUGCUUUAACAAUUUUGAGCACAAUCUAUUUUUCAAUUGGAAUGUAUAGUUGCUGUAUCUGUAAAUAGCUUUGUUACUUCACUAAAAUAAAAGCAAUAUUUUAUUCGUAA